CCGUGCGCCCGGGGCUCGGCUUCCACGUGGGUGCGCGGGAGCGGCCCCGGGGACCCGGGAGCGAUCAUGGCGGGCGCCGAGGCCGGGGACGCGGCCCGGAGCCAGGCCCCGCCGCCUCAGAAGCGCUACUAUCGGCAACGCGCGCACUCCAACCCCAUGGCCGACCACACGCUGCGCUACCCCGUGAAGCCAGAGGAGAUGGACUGGUCAGAGCUGUACCCGGAGUUCUUCGCCCCGCCGGCUCCGAACGAGAGCCAUGAUGAUCCGAAGGAGAAGGAAGGGAAGCGAGCUGGCGUCCAAGUGGAGUUUGCGGACAUCGGCUGUGGCUACGGAGGCCUGUUAGUGGAACUGUCCCCGCUGUUCCCAGACACGCUGAUCCUGGGCCUGGAGAUCCGGGUGAAGGUCUCCGACUACGUGCAGGACCGGAUUCGGGCUCUUCGGGCCGCGCCCGGGGGCGGCUUCCAGAACAUCGCCUGUCUCCGCAGCAACGCCAUGAAGCACCUCCCGAACUUCUUCCGCAAGGGCCAGCUGACGAAGAUGUUCUUCCUCUUCCCCGACCCACAUUUCAAGCGGACGAAGCACAAGUGGCGAAUCAUCAGCCCCACGCUGCUGGCUGAGUAUGCCUACGUGCUUCGGGUCGGGGGGCUGGUGUAUACCAUCACAGACGUGCAGGAGCUCCACGAGUGGAUGUGUACCCAUUUUGAAGGACACCCACUGUUUGAGCGGGUACCUCUGGAGGAGCUGAGUGAAGACCCCAUUGUAGGACACCUGGGCACCUCCACAGAGGAGGGGAAGAAAGUGCUGCGCAACGGAGGCAAGAAUUUCCCCGCGGUCUUCCGGAGAAUACAGGACCCCGCCCUCCAGGCAGCGAGCCCCAGCCCUGCCUCUCCCGGCCACUGACUGCUGUCUGGCCCAGACGGACCCUUCCUCUUUAAGGACCUAGAACAAUCAAGGGCCUGAGCGAUACUACAGCGACUGGGCACUUGUGUUGCACGAGUCCAGUUCCUGGCAUCCCAGAUGGUCCCCUGACCACCGCCAGGAGUGCAGCUGAGGGCAGGGCCGGAAGUCACCCCUGAGCAUCACUGGGCAUGGCCCAGAAGAAAAAGAAAAAAAAAAAAUCAGGUCUCUGCACUCAGGCUGAGACCACCGGGGCUGACAACAGCCUCUCCCAACAGCUCUUGCCCUAUGGGUGUGAGGCCCAGGGCUCGUUCCCUGGCGCCAAGAGAAAGGAAGUUGAGUGCCUGUCCCUGACAGAACAGGUGACCGUCAUGAGACCCCCUGUACUGCCCGAAGAAAGCAGCAGAGCUGACCGGGCAGGUGGAGAGAUGGAUCGAAGGGACUUGGGGAAGGGUCACGUGCUCCCUCUGCCUCUGGGAUCGCCCCUCGCCCGGAGCGGGACUGCACUGUGUCUAAACUGCCGGCCUGGCCCAAAUCACCUGCCUACUGUGUUUACUGUGGAGAGCUUGUGUGUCCACGUGCGCGUGCCCAUGGGACUGCCUCCACAGAGCCCUGGGCUGAGACAAGGCCACCUCUGCCUCUGGCGUGACCCAGAGAGUCUGUGUCUCCGAA
Molecule: messenger RNA, 1569 nt
Organism: Sorex araneus (European shrew)
Lineage: Eukaryota; Metazoa; Chordata; Mammalia; Eulipotyphla; Soricidae
Gene: METTL1
Product: methyltransferase 1, tRNA methylguanosine
Exons: 6
Coding region: 67-900 (277 amino acids)
Biological process (GO): RNA (guanine-N7)-methylation; tRNA methylation
Cellular component (GO): tRNA methyltransferase complex
Molecular function (GO): tRNA (guanine(46)-N7)-methyltransferase activity
Source: RefSeq, a predicted model, not a curated record